Messenger RNA from Pteropus alecto (black flying fox), 6626 nucleotides. RefSeq names its product junction mediating and regulatory protein, p53 cofactor (gene JMY). The transcript has 11 exons. Bases 1241 to 4216 code for a protein of 991 amino acids. Gene Ontology annotation, molecular function: actin binding; Arp2/3 complex binding; transcription coactivator activity. Lineage: Eukaryota; Metazoa; Chordata; Mammalia; Chiroptera; Pteropodidae. Gene Ontology annotation, cellular component: nucleus; cytoplasm. Gene Ontology annotation, biological process: Arp2/3 complex-mediated actin nucleation; positive regulation of apoptotic process; intrinsic apoptotic signaling pathway by p53 class mediator. The record is from RefSeq and is a predicted model, not a curated record.
AUUUUUGGCAUGUGCAUUCUGGGAACUCUGAUAACUGAAUACAACUUCAAAAGGGCUCAAGCCAGUGACCUCAAAAUGAGGUUCACCGAACAGUACACAAUGAUGAAACCUGAAGCAAUAAAACACCGAUGAACUUAAAUUUAAACAUCACUAUUUGGACAUGAUUGAACUUUCAUUUAAUUUUAUUUUGUUUUGGAGUUCUGGAUUGUCUCCAGACGUUAUCCUUUCAUAUCUUAAAUUGUGUCUCAAACGUGUUGGGGUAGAAUCCAACAGUUAAGUUUAGCACAUGGUUCGCGUAAUGUUAUGGAGUACUGUACUUCUUUCUGAAUAGAGGACUUCUCAAUCCCGACCCCCAGGGGGAACUGAGGCAAACUUACUUUUGAGAGCCUCUUUGAAUGACUGGAGAAAAUCGCAGUUCCUCUGCCUUUGUUUCUUUUUUCCCAAGUUUCGGAAACCACCUGCCCCGCAAGGCACACCUGUCAUUCUCACCGCUUCAGCCCAGGCAGCAGGCUGGUCGCCGGCUCCUUCCCGCGGGAGGAGGAGACAGCGCGGACGGAAGAGUCUGGCGCGCGGCCGCUCGCGGGAGCGGCAGAGGAAGGCUGAGGGGCGGUGACGGCGCGCGGGUGCGCGCGCCGCCGCCGCGUCACCAGCGUGCGGCACGUGCCCGUGUUUACGUCCCUCGUGGAGCCGCCGACGUCAGCAGCCGAAUGGUAACAUUGUGGCGAUACUGAAGCGCAGAGUUUAGGAGACGCCUCCAUCCGUCAGGCAGCUCCGGACGGUUGAGAAGAGGAGAAAAGGCGGGGAGAUCAGCCCGGACAAACGACGGAGACGUACACACCGCGGGCCCCGACCUCUUACCGACCUGCCUGGCGCCGCGGGAUCCGCGCCUCACCUCCAGAGCGCUACAGUCGCAGCACCGCGGCCUCGCACUGGAGGCGGCCGGGGCGGGCGUGAGGCGCUGCUGCAGCACCGGGCUUGUAAACAGAUCCGGCCGCACGUGACCAUGUGAACUACCUGCUCCAGCAACGCGUAUUGUCUUUCCCGCGAGCCGCGCCACAAAGGAGCGUGGCGGGUCUGAGUGCGGAGGGACGGGAGAGCGAGCUAGGAGAGCCGGCUAGGGCGCUAAGAUGGCUGAAGGCGCCCAGCGAAGUUGAGCCGGGGGCGCGGCGCAGCCAGCCGGCGAGUCCUCGGGCGGGUAGGGCCAGCAUCGCCUCCUCCGCGGCCUGGCUCCGGAGCCACCAUGUCGUUCGCGCUGGAGGAGACUCUCGAGUCGGACUGGGUGGCCGUGCGGCCCCAUGUGUUCGAUGAGCGCGAGAAACACAAAUUCGUCUUUAUUGUGGCCUGGAACGAGAUUGAAGGCAAGUUUGCCAUAACCUGCCACAACCGGACGGCCCAGAGACAGAGAAGCAGCUCCCGGGAGCAGGCGGGGGCGCGAGGGGGCGCCGAAUCUGGCGCAGCCGCGUCCGACGAGACCCGCGGGCCGGGCAGCCCGGCGGGCAAGGGGAGGCCCGAGGCCACUGCCUGUGCGACUCUGGGAAGGAGCCCCGGACCCCGUAGGAGCCCGGCCUGGGCGGAAGGCGGCUCUCCCCGGAGCGCGCGCAACCUUCGCGGAGACUCAUUGUUGCGGAGUCCGGCCGGCAAAGGGGCAGAGAGCCCUCUCAGGAGCCCAGUGCGAGCCAAGGCCAGCCCGGUCCGGAGGGGAUCUGAAGGCAGAGAUGUGGGGGCCGCCGCUGUGGCAUUCCCGCCGGCGCCCAGGGAGGCCCCAGUGACCUCGGUGCGGGUAGUGAGCGCUGGCGGGUCGGUCUCCGAGGAAAUCGAAGUGCUGGAAAUGGUGAGGGAAGACGAGGCGGCCCCGGCGUCCCUGGAGCUCUCGGACGCGGAGCAGCAGCCACCCGCGGUUGAGCUGGAGUCCGCGGCGGAGGAGUGCAGCUGGGCCGGGCUCUUCUCCUUCCAGGAUCUGCGCUCUGUGCACCAGCAAUUGUGCUCGGUGAACUCGCAGCUGGAGCCGUGCCUGCCGGUGUUCCCCGAGGAGCCUUCGGGCAUGUGGACCGUGCUGUUCGGAGGCGCCCCGGAGAUGACUGAGCAGGAGAUAGACACUCUGUGUUACCAGCUUCAGGUCUACCUGGGCCACGGCCUAGACACCUGCGGCUGGAAGAUCCUCUCCCAGGUACUCUUCACUGAGACCGAUGAUCCUGAAGAGUAUUACGAAAGCCUUAGCGAGCUGCGGCAGAAAGGCUACGAAGAAGUGCUUCAGCGGGCCAGGAAGCGCAUCCAAGAGCUCUUGGAUAAGCACAAGAAUACAGAGAGCAUGGUGGAGCUUCUGGACUUGUAUCAGAUGGAGGAUGAAGCCUACAGCAGCCUUGCAGAAGCCACGACUGAACUCUAUCAGUAUUUACUACAGCCAUUCCGAGACAUGAGAGAACUUGCCAUGCUAAGAAGACAGCAGAUCAAGAUUUCCAUGGAGAAUGAUUAUCUGGGUCCCCGAAGAAUCGAAAGUCUACAAAAAGAAGAUGCUGAUUGGCAGCGGAAAGCUCACAUGGCUGUGCUGUCCAUUCAAGAUCUUACUGUCAAAUAUUUUGAAAUAACAGCUAAAGCUCAAAAAGCUGUGUACGAUCGAAUGCGAGCAGAUCAGAAGAAAUUUGGUAAAGCAUCAUGGGCAGCAGCCGCUGAGCGUAUGGAAAAACUACAGUAUGCAGUUUCUAAGGAGACUCUGCAGAUGAUGAGAGCUAAAGAGAUCUGCUUGGAACAGAGGAAACAUGCACUAAAAGAAGAGAUGCAGAGUUUGCAGGGUGGUACAGAAGCCAUAGCUCAGUUGGAUCAGUUAGAAGCUGAUUAUUAUGAUCUGCAACUUCAGUUGUAUGAAGUACAGUUUGAAAUCUUGAAGUGUGAAGAGUUACUAUUGACAGCACAACUGGAAAGCAUCAAAAGACUUAUAUCAGAAAAGAGAGAUGAAGUGGUGUAUUAUGACACUUAUGAAAGUAUGGAGGCCAUGCUGGAGAAGGAAGAGAUGGCAGCGUCAUUGCAUUUACAGAGGGAAGAGCUACAGAAACUUCAGCAGAAAGCACGCCAGCUAGAAGCAAGACGUGGACGGGUUUCAGCCAAGAAAGCCUACCUCAGAAAUAAAAAGGAAAUUUGUAUUGCAAAACACAAUGAAAAAUUCCAGCAGCGCCUUCAGAGUGAAGAGGAAUAUAGAACCCAUCAUACACUACAACUAAAGAGAGAAAAAUUACAUGAUGAAGAAGAACGAAAAAGUGCCUGGGUUAGCCAAGAAAGACAGAGAACACUGGAUAGACUUCGAACUUUUAAACAGAGGUACCCUGGUCAAGUCAUACUUAAAUCCACCAGAUUGCGAUUGACUCAUGCAAGAGGAACGGGUGUCGCCAGUCCUGUGCCCUGUGAGGACCAGUGCGACUCUCUACCAGGAACACUUCAGGUAGAAGAGAAAAGUGAAGAGGUGGAGGAAGGAAGAGGCAAACUUGGGUCAUCACAGACAGCAAAAGCCCGAAGCCUUGGACAACUUGAAGAUACUUCAUUAGUACAACUUGAAGCCACUUCAUUACCUCUCAGUGGUGUUACCUUGGAACUGCCUCCCACUGUUUCUCUUCCACUUUUGAAUAAUAUUGACCUUGAACCAGGUUCUGUUACCACAGAUCCACUCCCACCACCUCUUCCUCCAACACCACCGCCACCACCACCACCUCCUCCCCCUCCCCCACCACCGCCACCUCUCCCUUUUGCUAGGGACAACAACCCAGAGACACUGGAGCAAGGUCUGUCUAGAAUGGAGGGGAAUGAGAAGAGGAUCCCUAAGUCUGCGAGUGCCCCUUCAGCACACCUGUUUGACAGUAGCCAGCUGGUCAGUGCCAGGAAGAAGCUCAAAAAGACUGCUGAAGGUUUACAGAGGAGGAGAGUGAGCUCACCCAUGGAUGAGGUGCUAGCUUCCUUGAAGCGUGGUAGUUUUCAUCUGAAAAAGGUCGAACAGCGAACUCUGCCUCCUUUUCCUGAUGAAGAUGACAAUAAUAUCUUGGCACAAAUAAGAAAGGGGGUAAAAUUGAAGAAAGUACAAAAGGAGGUUUUGAGAGAAUCCUUCACACUUCUUCCUGACUCAGACCCUCUAACACGGAGUAUCCAUGAAGCUCUGAGAAGAAUCAAAGAAGCAUCCCCUGAGUCGGAGGAUGAAGAAGAGGCUUUGCCUUGCACAGACUGGGAGAACUAACAAGUGACUCACCAAAAAGAAAAAAUACCUACAGUUGAAGAUCGGUUCAUAUUCUUUUGGAAACAAAAUUUUAAGCACUUGGUUUCACAAUUGGAUUCCAUUAGAUCCAAAGUGUAUUGGCUCAGUGGUGUGAAAGAAAGGAAGCACAAUUGGCAAGUUACCACUUUUCCAGUCAUUCCAAUAGAUGGUAGUUACAACAUGAGUUUUAUAUGUGCAGUGUUCCUGACUGCAGUGAAGAAAAGGCAUUCAAGGAGAUCUCUGUUUUGGUUUGGUUUGGUUUGGUUUUUUUUACCACCUUUCUCUUUUGUCUACCCACUUAGGUACUUAUAGUGGCCAGUAAAGCUAGGGGUCGCUAUGAGUUGGAAGAACACUGGUUUGACAGAGAUCUGCUGUGAGCUGUAUUGGGACUGCUUUGAAAUCCAUCUUUCAGUGCAUCUUUCAGUAAUUUGCUUGAAAAUUACAGAGCUUCUUCCAUAUUAGCUUAUAUAGUGUAACACUCUGAAAAAGAAGUUUAUCAUGAUAGUUAUAAGACAGGAAUUGAAAGAAAAUCGGAUGGAAAUGUACUGAAAUUUUCCACAUUACUCAUCUCCAGAGGAAUUUUCAUAAAGAUGUUCAGCAACAUCUGGAUAGUUACAUAACUAUGGAGAUACAUCUAUUAAUGUGUUUACCACAACAUGAUACAUUUAACAUGGCAUAUUUUUAGAAGACCACACACUCACACUUUGUAAGUUUUUGAUGCUUUUAAAUAGCUUUUCAUAAUUGUGAAUUUAUAAUAGUUUGACCUUUAUGUGCAGCUUUGUUUACGAGAAGCAAUACUUUGUAAUUUGAUAAUACUUCAAAUUAUUUUUAGUCUUUUUGUUUGAACUAUUGCUCGAUUAUUAUAACUCAACAUGACUUUCCUUAUUGAGAAUCAAAAAUCAGGAUUCAGUAAUAGGGAUGCAGAUCUUAAGUCUUUUUAUCAUGCACCAUUUAAGUUUUUAUUUUUAUGCUCCACAGUGGAAAAAUGUGUGCUCUACAAAUAUGCAGAAGGAAAUAGGCAGAAAAGCCUCCUUAGCUGGCAUUUCACUAUCUUCACAUGCUUUGAGUGGAAUUUUGGGAGAGAGCCUUUGUUAUUGUCACUAAAUUUUCAAACAUAUAUGUAGCUCUAGGGGCCGAUUUUGCUGUAAUUGAGUCCUGACGGAUGCAUUUAUAUGAAUGGAGUCAUUAUGAAUUCUUGGCUGGACUGUUGUGGGCUUGAAUGAAGGUAGAUAUGUUGGACCCAGUUUACAGCCCUCUGUAAAGUGUAAUUCUGCAUAAGACUGAUCUUGGCCUUUAUAUGAAGGGAGUUAAUGACUGAAGUACCAAAAAGAACUUUUAUUUCUUAUGAAGCAGUUCUCUGGCCUAGACCCAGAAAGCAGUCCAAGAGUUAAAGCCCUCCAACGUAUGUGAAUUGGUAUUCCUAUAGAAAAAAAUGUUCACGCCUUUGUCACUUUAAUAUGUUAUUUCCUUGAAAAUAAUUAUGGAGAAAAAUUUCUGGCAACAGGUUAUAUAAAACAAUCUUCUUAAAUGUUGGUAAUAUGUUUAUUAAUAAGACGAGGAGCUUUUGCACAGCAUUUUCACAAUACAUUGGUUUGGUCUAGCACUAUUCUCACAUCUUGUCUGGCAAAAUUAGAAAUACAAAUCUGAUAUAUCAACUGAAUCUUCAUCCCUUGAUUGGAGAGAGAGUGGGGGAAGAUUUCUUUCCCAUAUACCCAUCAGUAAAGCAUUGAAGCAUGCUUUUUAACCCAAAGGAUGAUUGGUUUGAUUGUUAAUAUAUUUGAAAAAAAUUUUAGCAAAUUUGCAAACCUUAAAAAAUUAUGUAUUAGUUUUAUGCCUUUGGAUGCUUGUUUAUAAAAUGUUUUGUUUUUCAUUCAUGGACAUUUUGAAAAAUACAGGAGGAUCUGUAUUUAACAGCAAAAGCACUGGAACUUUCAUAUGUCUAGAGGGAAUUGCUACCCAUUUAGUUUUACAGCUGGGAUUCCUUUAAAAGACAGAUUCACUUAUAGAAAGGUCCUAUCUUCUUGAGCCACGUUGUAAUAAGUCUCUAGCAAAUAAUGGAUGGUAUACAGACUCCUCUGAUCCUUGUAGGGGUGCUUCCAUAGCUCUUAGCACAUCCCAUAGUAGCAUUUCAUGAAGAUUAUCUCAUACUUGAAGAUGAGUAGGUUAAAGUAGUCAGCUGUGCUUAUUCUCUUCUAUUAAAUAUACUUUCUCUAACACAAUCACUUCCCUUUGAGAUUCAGGUUCCUAUUUGCACAAAAUUGCAUGUUACUGUAGGUCAUCAACCUUUUAGAGUUCUCAGAAAUAAUAUUAAAAUUUUAAAUAACAACAGUCCACUUGUCCAUCAAAAUGAGAUGACCAAGUUGAAUCCUCAUCUUAAUUUUAAAGCAUUUUU